UGUCUAUAUGACAUUUUGACUGAAGACACGUUUGUUUGAUUGAUAAUUUGUUUGUUUACAAAGGGAUUUGUGAAUUUAGCGUAGUUUCCGUGAGUAAAUAUUUUGAUUUCCUGAAAACAUGGAAAGGAAGAAGAGGGUUCGUCGCGCCAACUAUACCGCAGAAGAAAGAACAUUGUUGGCGGAACUCGUGACAAAAUACAAGCAUAUUAUUGAAGACAAAAGAAUUGGAGGAAUUUACAUCAGAAAAAAGAAAGAGGCCUGGGGAGUUAUCAAAAACAAAUUCAACAGUAAUUGUACGACUGGUCCUAGAGAGGUCGAGCAUUUAAAGGCACUCUAUGAUAAUAUGAAACAAAAAUCACGUAAGACUGUUGCAGAAAAUAAUAAAAUGGAAUAUAUGAAUAGUAGAGUGCAGGAUAUUGUGAAGCAGGAAGAUGUAGAAAAACCAUUUAACAAUUUUACAGAAGAUAAGGUACAAACAAACAAAACAGGCGAAGGUGUCUGGAAGCCGAAAUCCACAGACUGUGAUUCCAAAACGUUAGCAGUCAUACAAGUCGAAGUAGAACCAUUACCAAACCCGUAUGAUAGUGAUGCUGCUUAUUUUAAAGAAAUGGACCCCUUACAUGAGUCGUUGCCAUACACUCCAGAAUCGGAUGAAAACAAUAUGUCCGAUAGCACUCAUAUAGAGUUAAUCCCAGCUGAGAGUACAGUUGUGCAGGAUGAUCAAGAUCUUUAUUUUUCAGACCAAGGCGUGCCCAAAACUAUCACAAGAAAAGUGAUAACUCCAUCUCGGGGUAAAUUUGUGAAGAAGAAACUAGUGCCCAAGAAAAUUAUAAAGGAUAAUUCUGUAGAGGCUCUUAAGAGGCUUUAUUUCAAGAAAAAAAUACAAAAUGCCCAAAUGGAGCGCAGGAAGUUAGCUCUUGAAAUUUUGUUCAUGAAAGAGGAACACAAAUUAAAAAUGGAAAUCUUAGAAAAUACAAUUUUAUAAAAAAUCUGUUUCGCUACUUA
Molecule: messenger RNA, 1005 nt
Organism: Helicoverpa armigera (cotton bollworm)
Lineage: Eukaryota; Metazoa; Arthropoda; Insecta; Lepidoptera; Noctuidae
Exons: 7
Coding region: 119-985 (288 amino acids)
Source: RefSeq, a predicted model, not a curated record